Messenger RNA from Penicilliopsis zonata CBS 506.65, 2027 nucleotides. RefSeq lists its product as hypothetical. NCBI's taxonomy places the organism in Eukaryota, Fungi, Ascomycota, Eurotiomycetes, Eurotiales, Aspergillaceae. The transcript is spliced from 4 exons. Gene Ontology annotation, biological process: protein deneddylation. The coding region runs from base 376 to 1887 and encodes 503 amino acids. The record is from RefSeq and is a predicted model, not a curated record. Gene Ontology annotation, cellular component: COP9 signalosome.
ACUAUCUUCAGGUACCUGAACUGGCCAGAUGAAGCACCAAGAUCUUCUAUAACUAGGUACUAUAUAACUACCUAGUCAUCAAGUUAAUCUACAAAAUACCUGGUAAUUUAUAUAACCUAAGUCCUCCCUUAGUUAUCAAUUAUAGAAUUGUUCUAUCUUCAAGUAACCAUAAGCCUUAUCACCAGGGUCUGUCACUAGGGCGGGGAGCCACCAAACUGCCUUCAUCCUCCGCCCGAUAGCCGGAAGCUCAGGUCUCAACCAGCUUCCAAUCUGUCACUGUUUCCUCUCUUGUUGGCCGCACACGACCGAGAAGAGCUACAGUUCAAGUUUGGAGAAGAAUCUGGAUAGAUUAUCUAGGCCCAGGAGUUCUUCAAUAUGUCUGACGACGAUGAUUUCAUGCAAGAUUCGGGGGAUGAAGAAUACGACUUUGAAUACGAAGAUGCGGACGACGAUGAAUCUGGCGAUGUUGGGGUUGAGAACAAAUACUACAAUGCGAAGCAAAUAAAGGCAGACAACCCGGAAGAGGCUAUCGAUGAGUUUCUGGGCAUGCCUGCGCUGGAAGAAGAGAAAGGUGAUUGGGGCUUCAAAGGAUUGAAGCAGGCCAUAAAACUCGAGUUCAAGUUGGGGCGGUAUCAGGAUGCCGUCGAACAUUAUCGCGAACUCCUCACCUACGUCAAGUCGGCAGUGACACGGAACUACUCGGAAAAGUCGAUCAACAACAUGCUGGAUUUUAUAGAGAAGGGUUCGGACGACGAUACGGCGUAUCAGUGCAUGGAAGAUUUCUACUCUCUGACCCUCCAAUCGUUCCAGAACACCAACAACGAACGUUUAUGGCUCAAGACCAACAUCAAAUUGGCCCGGCUGUGGCUCGAGCGGAAGGAAUACGGACAACUGAGUAAAAAGGUCCGCGAACUACACCGUGCCUGCCAACGGGAAGACGGGUCGGAUGAUCCCAGCAAGGGCACGUAUCUCCUAGAGCUAUAUGCCCUGGAGAUCCAAAUGUACGCAGAGACCAAAAACAACAAACGCCUGAAGGCUCUAUACCAGCGGGCUCUCCGUGUCCGGUCGGCCGUCCCACACCCUAAGAUCAUGGGGAUCAUCCGUGAAUGUGGAGGGAAGAUGCACAUGAGCGAGGAGAACUGGGAGGAGGCGCAGAGCGAUUUUUUCGAGUCAUUCCGGAAUUACGACGAAGCCGGAUCGAUGCAACGGAUCCAGGUCCUCAAAUACCUGGUGCUGACGACGAUGUUGAUGAAGUCAGACAUCAACCCGUUUGAUUCGCAGGAGACCAAGCCCUACCGCACCGAUCCCCGGAUAUCCGCCAUGACCGAUCUUGUGGAUGCGUUCCAGCGAGACGACAUCCAUGCGUACGAGGACAUUCUGAGCAAACACCCAGACGUGUUGGCCGACCCGUUCAUCGCCGAGAACAUUGACGAAGUUAGCCGCAACAUGCGCACCAAGGCGGUUCUCAAGUUGAUCGCGCCGUACACGCGGUUCACCCUGACAUUCAUCUCCAAGCACAUCAAGAUCUCGGUGCCGGAGGUGCAGGACAUUCUGAGCUUCCUCAUUCUGGACAAGAAGCUGAACGCCAAGAUCGACCAAGAAAACGGCACGGUAACGGUGGAGAGCACAAGCGACGUGGAGCGACUCCGCGCUUUGCAGGAGUGGAGCUCGUCGCUGCGGGCCCUCUGGCGCACGGUGCUGGAGGACGGUGAGGGCUUCAAAGUGGACGAGAGCCCCCAGCUCCACGGCGUGGCCUCGAGUCCCUACUAUCCCUCGGGCUACGGGGCGGAGGAGAUGCCUGCUGGCCUGCGUACGGCCGGUUCCCGAGCCCGGGGCGGAUGGAAAGGAAGGGCUGCGGGAAAAGUCAGACCUGGUGGAGGGGUGUAACUACUAACUGCUAGUAUUAACUACUAUUAUUGAGUGGUGGACCAAGGCUAGGCCCCCGAAGGAACACAAAGGGCGGAUCGCAAGCGCCAACGAAAUUAUCUCCGGUGGGUCUGGGCGUACUACAUAGCUCCAGGAUGGCG